AAAAAAAAUAUUAGUGUACUUUUAGUGUGUGUAUGAAUACCGGCCCAGGAGGAGAUUUUUCUCACUACGGUGCGCCAGUAUAUGGAACUCCCUACCAGACGAAGUUGUGGCACAAAAAUCUAUCACCUCAUACAAAUCAGCUUUGCAUCAUAUUCUAGGUCCACUUCUUUACAAAUUCCCUGACUAGUUAUCUUAUUUCUUUACUUCUCUUACAACUUACACUUUCGUAAAAGUCUUUUCAAUGUUUCUUUGUUGUAUUGCUCAUAGCUAACUUCACUAACAUUAAUAACCAUUUGAAUUUUUCUCCAUGUUUCAUAAAGGUACACAACUCAGUCUUUUUAUGCGUCAUAAUUGUUCUGUUGUCAUGCUAGUAACUAGUUGACUGGCGUACCUUUUGAACUGUGCUGCCCUUACUUUUCUCCAGUACCUCCAACAAUGUAGUACAAAGUGCUAAAGGGUAGCCAACCAGGUGAGCAGACAUUGCUUUGUCCACACAGGUACAAUUACUAUUAUGAAACCUACAUAUUAUUUUUUAAACAGUGUCAUUUGCUUAGUUCAAAGCAUUGCUAGAUUUGAAAGAGUAUUGGAGGGUCUAUGCAUCAGGCAGGUCUGUGUGCUAUGUCCUGUGUAAAGUCCCAUAACAUAUGAACAGAGAGUGGAAGUAACGAGGCAAAAUUCAAAUUUUUCCGCCAGUUCCUUUCCAGUGUUCUGUGUUCACCAGAGAGAACUAGACAUUGUAUUUUUCACCAUGAGUGAGGUAUGUUGUGGUCCGCUAAUGGUUCAAUAGUACACAUGAAUGUCAGUGUUAGUCACUGUGCCACCUAUUUUCAUAUGAAACUAACAUAACUUGUCAAUGAAUUUGUUGUUAUUAUGAUUGGCUGUCAAAUGGAUAAACAUGUCUAGUCUCAACAAAUAAGGAAUUGUGUGAGUAGUGCGUAAACCCUCCUUAAAAUGUCCUUGGAGGGCAUUACUAGGCUAUAGUAAAACUAAAUUGUACUGGCCCACAAGGUGCGGCCGAUAAUCCGUAUGACGUUGCAUUAUCUCUCAUUACUUCAAGGGAAAAUGGUAUAACAGUUUUUCUAUUCAAUUUAAUGCAUGAUCUCGCUAAAAAGAAAAAAAAGUGGCGGUGGACACAAGUGAUAUGAAGAUCUCUGCAGAUGAUUAUGUCAUAAAUAAAUAAGUACAGUAAAGGUGCUGAUUAUAAAAGUGAAAAUGAGACUGGUAAUUUAUAUAAUAUUUACUGUUAUGUCCUCUUGAGAUACCCAAUCUAACAUAGUGAGUGGUGAGAAGAAAUGUAAGAUGAGACAGCAUUUUAUUUAAGUUAUUGCCCCAAGCUCCACUUAUUUAUUGAAGAUCAUUGGACGGAGAGACUUUUUCCCUUGGUCUGGCUGUACAACACACAGUAAGACAGGGAAGCUUCAGUGUGUACUUCCAUUGUGGCGAUCAGAAAGUCAGUGAGUAAAGCUCAUAGGAUUCUCUGUGGUACACAGCACAGCUUUACAUUAAAAUGAGUCACAACUUUAGGAAAAAGGCUCAUGAAACAUGUCGGUUUUGGAGGGAAGGCAAAUGUCAGAAGGGGGAUUACCAGUGCAAUUUUGUCCAUGGGUUCAUCUGUCCCAACGAUGGAAGGUGCUGGAAAGAGAACUGCAACAGGGUUCACUUCAGCCAAAAGAACAUGGGCCCGAGAGAUCAUUAUGCCAGGCCUCAUCAACAAAAUUACUCGAGGGGCGGACAUCGUCCAAGAUACCGGAGGAGCCACAGUCGAAGUCAGAGCCCUCCGAGGCAUCGGAAAGUGUUCCAGCGCGGGCGCUCGCCUCAACAUCACAGAAGCAAAAGUCGCAGUCCAGCUUAUCAUACAAGAGUGUACAGUCCUUAUCACCGCCGCAGCAGGAGCCCCAGUCCCUACCGAGCUCCAAGCAGAAGUCUGAGUCCACCGCGUUAUCGCUCUCGAAGCAGAAACAGAAGCAGGUCCUGGCACCGCAGCAAGAGUCGUAGUGUUUCUCGUCCCAUCAAUAGAGGUUGCAGCCAAGAGAGAAUAAAGUCCAGAAGUUCAAGUCCCAUCCGAUCCAAAAGCAAGAACCGUAGUUCAGCCAAAGUGCACAAUAAAAGUUACAGCCAAUCUCGGUCACUUAGUAGAAGUCUUUCACCAAAACCAAAAAAGAGAAGCAGUAGUAGUAGCAGCAGCAGCAGUAGCAGCACUAGCAGAAGCAGAAGCAGGAGCAUUAGUAAAGGAAGAUCCAAAAGUAAAACAGAAUUGAUUCCUCCUCAAAGCAGCAGCCCACUCUCAGUUCAGGACAAAAGUCAUACACCUGAAAGUAGUAAAAGUGUAGGUCCAUCAUCAUCAGUCAUUGAAACUGAGGGAGGAUCGCAUAAUAAGAAUUGCAAUAAUCCAGGAUAUAAGAUGCAAUUAGAUUUGGAAAAUAUAUAUGCAGAUUUAGAUUAUGAAAGAAAUCCAUUGUCGACUGCAUCAAAGAUUGUUGACAAGGAUACUGUAGAAAAAGAAGCCUUGUCUAAGUUACAAGCACAUAUAGCAAGAGAUUUUAUGAAUCCUGAAACUCAAAAACUAAUGGAGCAGGUUUUGUCUUCAACUAGAGAUAAGGCAGUAAAACAAAAUCCAUUAGACGAGAGCAAAUCCAAAAAGGAAUUCUUACUGGAUGAGGUUGGAGAUGACAUUGAACUUGACCUAGAAGAAGUUGGGGAUGAAGUUGAUGACAUUUUUGCCAAGUCAAUACAUCGUUCUAUGGAUGACACAAAUGAUGGUAAAGGUUUGAGUACCAGUAGAAAAUUGGGAUUACAAGCUGGAAGUAAUCCUUCCCCACCAAAAUCUAAUCCAGUUAUAAAAUCAAAGAAGCCAACUGAUAGUUUUCUUGAUAUAGAUUUUCACACGGAUUGGGAUCUAAAGGCUGCCCUGGAAACUGCUUCCAAGUCUUUAAAGAAACCACCGGAGAUGCCUCCACCAAACCACUUACCAGACGGAAGCAAGGGUAGCACCUCCUUGUGGACUCCAGCUCUCGCUCGCCACCAGACACAAGUUCCAAAACAUAGAGUUGGCUACCAGACAAAAGACAGUGACUGGGAAGUAGAAACACCUUAUGUUGGAAGGAAGGACAAAAGUGAGGUCCAGCGAUCAGCUGCUCCAACAAGAACUACCAUGACUGCUGGACCAUCUUGUGAUGUAUCUCCCAGCAUACCUUUUGCUCUACCUUUGUCAGAGCCUCAGAGCAUACACAGAAAUUCACAUAAAGUAACAGAAAUAUCCCAGGAAAGUAAAGAGGGAAGAAUGAUUCAGCAGACAGAUGUGCUUUUCCCAAGUGCACAGUCUAUUCCCUCUAGUAUUCCAUCUGUAGUGCAGUCAAUUCCCUCUAGCAUUCCAUCAGUAAUCUCACACACCAUCAAUCAACCAGUCAAGCCAAAUGUGUCAUCUGCAGAUCAAGGUGCACUGGAUACAAGCAUGUUGCCAUCUUGCUCAGCCAACCUCAUUAGGGAUGCAAUGAGUGAGAAGGAACUGUACCAUUCCCCAAAAGAAGGAGCUACUGCUCCCAAAAAAGUUUCACAGGAACAGACUCCACAAAAAUCAUCUGAAAGUCCAAAAAGAUCAAAACGCAAGCGUCGCAAAGAAAAGAAAACAAAACGAAAGAAAGGCUCUUCUGAGGAUGAAGAUGAUUCCAGUGACUCUGAUGAUAGCAAAGAUGAUAAAAAGUUGUCACAUGAAAAUGAAAAAGAAAAUGAUGAAGUUGAAAUGUUGUUUUUCAAAAAAGAGAGCCUCAUAAAAAGAGUCAAACUGUUGUUUGAACAGAAGAAAAUUAUGAGCAAUCAACGUGAAGAUAUAAUAAGCAAUCACAAAGGAAGUAAAGCAAGUCUAUCAAGUAUCUUAGAAGAAAAUUCUUUCCUCACACAAGAAAUAGGAAAGCAGAUUGAAAACAUAAAUAAAAUUAUAAAAAAUGUCAACCAAGACAUUGAAUCUAAAAGAGGAAACUUCAAGCAAAAGACUUCAUUAUCAAAGGAGAGGUCAGAGAGCCCUCAUGUGUCAGCAGAAGCACACAAGAAAUCACAGUAUUUUACUGAAAAAGAAAGAAUUUCCAAGAAAAUGAUUAAAUCCACUGAAAGAUCUGACAUCUACAGGGUAUCAAAAUCUCCCUAUCAGAAAAAUAGUAGAUCUCCAUCUCCAUCAUAUUUAAAACAUGGCCCAUCAGAGGUUGAGCACAUGCCAAGAGAUAGGGACAGUAGGAAUUCCCGAUCUCCCAAGUCAGUCAGGCACAAGAGGUCAAGAUCACCUAGUUCCAGUGUAUUCAGAGAAGCUCCAAAGCCCGUACCUCCUCCUGAGGUGAAGCAAAGUGCCUCGCCUCCAAGGAAACGUGCUGUUAAGAGUAUGAUAGAAGUAGGUAAGAAGCCAGCGGGUGCAACAUCUCAGUAUCAGACUCCCAAAAACCUGGAUUCUUCAGUGCAGUAUGCCCCUCAUGAGGCCCAGAGGACAUAUAUUCGCUACACAGACCAAGGAAUGCAUUGGUGUAAGCUGUGCAGUUUGUUCUGUGAAACUGCUCCUGACUAUGUAAAUCAUUUGAUGACAGACUCACAUCUGACAAGGGUUAAGAAUGAUCGGAGGUCAUGGCUCUCCAAGGCUCCAAGGGAAGAAAAGGAUCCAAAGCCACCCAAUGCUCAGGUUUUGACUGUUCCUAUACAAGGACUUGAAUUCCUACAUUCUCUCCCGUGUUAUUACUGUUCUCUCUGCGAUGCAUUCUUAAGGGACAGAGGUGAAGCCUUAAGGCAUCCGGAGUCAAAGAUGCAUAUCUCAAAAUACAAAGUUCAUCGAGCACAGAAUCCUUUGUUUGAAUCCACAUUCUUAAAGGCUAAAACAACAGCAUAUGCAAAAUACAAGAUAGAUGAAGAACGUAAGAAAAUGGAGACAGAAUUAGGUUUAAAUGAGAAGACAUCAGUAGAAAAUAAGUUGCUCAAACAGAUAAAAGAAAAGCUUGAUAAGGAAAGUAAAGAGGAUCGAACUUCUGACAGUAGAGAUGACCCUGUCAAAGCUUGUAGCAGUAUCAGAGUUGCCUCCCGUGGACCAAGAUAUUCCACUGACAAAAAGCCCUCCACCUCCCAUUCUUCUCCUAGUAGUACUAGCAGACAUUCAAAAGAAAAGGAGUGUCUCCCAGUGAAUAAUGAUAGUUCUAAGAAGACCAGUGGUGUUAAAGAUUCAAAAGUUGAGACACAGAAAAGUGAACUUGUGGAUAGUGAACAUAAUGAUGAAGAUAAUGGUGAGGUCAAUGUUAAAGUUAGUGACAAACCUGCUAUUGAGGACAAAGUGGAAACAAAGCAGAAAGAAGAUGGAUCAAGAGACAGAGAUACAGACCGAAAGACAGCUAGUACAAAACUUCCAUUAAUUGGAAAAAUGCCAUUCUUGAAAAGAAAAGCAGGGAUAUCAAAAAGCAAAUCACAACAAAAUACUCCACCUGAAGAGGUAUCAAAGGGAAAAAAAGACACAAAAGAAGAUGUUUCAUCUGAAAAGUUGAAGAUACCAUUACCCAGCUGUACAAUAGAUGAUGAUGAUCAUGUGAACACAGCAGUAGAACAAACACAGCCAACUGUACCAAAGGAAGUAGAUGACAGGAAACUACCACUACCUUCAGUGAAUAUUAAAGAAGAUUUUAUUCCACCUUAUGAUCCUACUGUACCUCCUCCUCCAAUCACUGGUGCUAAAACAUGGAGUACUAGUGACAAAAAGGACUCAAGUGGCUCAGCAUUGUAUGAUCCUCUUGAGGCAGGUGAUGAAGACUCCUCAGAUGGUGCAGCAGCUGCAACUAUUGAAGCCUUGGAUCUCCUAAAUAUCCCUCUCCCUGGCUUCAAAACACCAACUGAGGUGUCUGCACUGCCAUUACAACAGGAAACAGAAGAUGUAUACCAGCCAGAAGAUAUGGAAAUAGAAAACAUACCAUUAGAUGAGGGAAAGAUAGAAGAAGGAAUAGAGGAAGUUUAUCCACCUUCAGGAAUCGUUGUGCAUCCAGAUAUCCCACUCCCACCUGCAGUUGGGAUUCUCCCCACUCCCUUGAGCUCAGAUGAACCUCCUCCUCCAGGCACAGAAGGAACUGACUCUUUGUUAAAUCGUGAAUUUGAUGAGAAUAUUAAUUCUGGAAAUCCCUUACCUGUUUUUGGACCUCAGGAGUUCAUUCCCAAGAAAGCAACACUUUGUAAAAUUAUGAAGAACAAGGAUGCAAAUAUUCCUGCUCCACCUGGGACUGAAGAUGAAUAUAAUGUUGAAGAUGUUGAUCACUUUUCUCAUUUGUCAGGCCACAGUAAAGAUAAAGCAGAGAAAAUAAAUAGGCAGAGACUUCACUCAGAAUCAGGUUCUCAGUGUAGCAGUAGUAAAGGAGCUCCUCCUUCAUUUUCUGGUAAAAUAUUACAAAAUUCAUUAAUGAGAUCUCUAGCAGUACCAAAGAUGCAACAGAUGGACAAGCAGCUGCAAAGCCAUAAGGAAAGAGAGUUGACACCUCCCCCACCUGGUACAGAAAGCAUGCCAGAUGAAAAGGACCAGUCCAUCAUGGGUACAUCUAACACGGAUGUCAUGAAGGAUUUGGGAUUAACUAGAGGAGAUUCAGAGUUAAUGCUAUCCAACCUGAAAAUAAACACAAGUCAAGAAAAGGCUUUGCUUUCUCCCAAAAGCUCCUCUAGUUCUAAAAUUGUAAAUAAAAGUGGUUCUUCAUUGAACUUACUUUCCUUUAAGGGUGAAGUUAAUUCUUUAGAAGAUAAAACUUCAGAAAUUGUGCAGAAUAUCUACAUAAAGGAUUCUUCAAAUGAAUUUUCUACAGUAGAUGGAAAAAGUAAAGAAUCAGAUUCCAAAUCUAGUGAUGAAGAAAGUUCUGGUGCUUAUCUUCCUGAGCAACUUGACGCUAAAAACACAGCCAUGUCAUCAGAUGCUAGCUCUCUUUCCCACACAGAUAAGGCUGCUCUCUCUUCUAAAGAUGGAAUUGUUGGUUCAGAUUUAUUGCCAUCAAUUAGUUGUGUGGACAACAGUGAGUUGAUUAAUUCAAAAACAAUUGUUUCAAGUAAUAUAGAUGACAAAGAAGACUCUUCCAACCAAUGUUUGACCAUGAAUACAUCUGAUGAAAACCAAGUGUCUAAUACCAUUGAUAAAGAUGUUUCUUGUACACCCCUGCCUGACAAGCAUGAUGGUGAAAAUGAAACAAUAUCACAUGACAGUGAAAUGCAAGUUGAUAGCACUGUGUGUGAUAGUCAAGACUCUUAUAAAGACUCUACUUUCAAAGAACUGGGUGAGGAAGAAGUGAACCUAAAGAAUACUACCAACAGUGUAUGUGAUAGUCAAGACUCUGAUGAAGCCUCUGUUUCCAAAGAAUGUUUGUCCAGUGAACUGUUAAGUUUAGAGAAAACUGUUGAAGGUGUAUAUGAAAGCCAAGAGUCUGAUAAAGGCUCUGCUCCUAAGGAAUGUUUGCUUGAUGAAAUGAGUUUCAAGGAAAAAACUGACAGUGUUUGUGACGGCCAAGAGUCUGAUAAAGACUCUGCUUCUAAAGAAUGUUUGCCUGAUGAGGGAAUAAGUUUCAAGGAAAAAACUGACAGUGUUUGUGAUGGCCAAGAGUCUGAUACAGACUUUGCAUCUAAGGAAUGUUUGCCUGGUGACAAAAUAAAUUUCAAGGAAAAAACUGACAGUGUUUGUGAUGGCCAAGAGUCUGAUAAAGACUCUGCUUCUAGAGAAUGUUUGCCUGAUGAGGAAAUGUGUUUAAAAGAACCUAUUAAAGACAAUAUUGAGUGUUAUGUGGUGGGUGAAGGAAGUCUGGUCCAUGGCAAAGAUGACAAGUAUCAGAUACCUAUACUAGAAGACCCUUCAAUUAUAGAUACUACAUCGUCUGUUAAUACACCAUCAGCUAGCAACACUGAAUGUGAUAGCCAAGACUCUGAGAAAGGCUCUUUUUCCAAAGUAUGUUUAUUGGAAGAGCAAGACAGUGAUGUUUCCAGCAGUUUAAAGGAAACUCCAGAAGACAGUAAUGAAUGCAGUACUAUUAUGAAUGAAAAAGAUCUGAAUCUUGGUAUUGACAUAAAUGAAGAACCUAAAAGUCCAAUUAUUAAAUGCAGAAGUCCUCUACAGUUUGUAAAUUUUCCCAAAGGUUUUGAAAGCAUGGAUAUUUCCGACUUCUAUUCACCAUCAAGUGAUUCCACUUGUACACAAAAUGUUGAUGCCUCUGAAACAACCAUAUUGAAGACAGAGAAUCUUCCUCUUUCAGUUUCAGCUGAAAAUAUGAUAGAUGCACAAGAAGAUUUGUGUGGGACACCACAAAGAAAAGCUGAAUCCACAAAGGAAGACACCUGUGAAUUUUAUGUUGAGAAGGAUCAGAAGGAACCACAAGCUGCUGAAGGACCUUCAUGUAGUCAAACUAUAGAGGUUCAUGGAAAAGAAUUAUACACUAAUAAGGAUUCACAAGAUCAUGAUUUUCAUUCAUAUGAGGGUCAUGAUUUCCUUGAAAGUAAAGAUGUUAAGGAUGAAGCCUUUCCACUUGAGUAUCCCUCUGAAAGAAAAGUUGCUAGAAGUUCCAGAACAGUAGCAGAAAUAGCAGAGUAUAAAGAACAAGAGACUUCUGGGGAAUCUGAGGAAAUUAGUCACGACUCAGCAAUAUUGAUUGAUGAAGUUGAUUCAAAAACUUCUGAGGAAGAGUCUGCAAGCAAUUCUGGCAGUGUUAAGGAAAGAAAAAGAAAGUCUGUGAGGAAGGCAACUCGAAAGAAGACAACAAAAGUUAGAAAGACAGAGGAUGAUGAAUGCCCAUCACCAAGAACCAGUGCCAGCAGGAGUAGUGCUGGCUGCCUUAGUCCUAGUUUUGUGGAGUCACCACGACCCAUGCGUAGCAGCAGGAGGGCAGCUGCUGCAGCCAUCAAAGCAAUGGCAAAAGAUCAAGAUGACACUCCUCCUGAUUCCCCACCAUCAGAUGAUGACAGUGAUUAGUAAAUGAAUGUCCUUGAUUGUUAUGAUAAUUUCAAAUCACUUCAACAUUAAGUCACCCACAGAUUGUUUUACUCUGUGUUGCCAGUAUAUAACUUGAUUAAGUAGCAUCUGUUGAAAUUAAAUAUGUAUUGUUCCUUUAAGAUGUUACCUGUUUAUAAAAGUGAAUUUUAAAAUAUUUUACAUUGUAAAUAUCUUAUGUAUCAUAUUUGAUCAGGUAUAGCUAUCCUAUUGUUUUGGAAUUUGUUUGAACAUGUUUCAAGAACAAUACUAUUUAACAAACUGGUACAUAAUUAAUCUUUAUAAUUGAAGGGGAGAACAGUACUUGUUAUGGAAAUCCAGAAAUUGUCAUAAAUUUUAAUGGUAUUACUAUAAUACAUUAGAAUUAUUUGCAAGAACACAGCACAUUACAGAAAUGCAUUAACAUUACAGUGUGUAAUGUUACAUAACUGGAACAUCAAAUUCUGGGUUCACGAGGGGCCAACACAGAGGUUACUCAAGGACCUCAAAGCUAGUCCCUGCUACUUAUGGGUUCAGUUGAAGCAGCAAGAUGGGAAUUUGUGACAAAAGUACCUGUGAGUGUUGAUAUCUUACUAUGAGUAAGGAAAAGACUUAGGGAGUGAUGCAGUAAUGUAAUAUAUAUAUAUAUAUAUAUAUAUAUAUAUAUAUAUAUAUAUAUAUAUAUAUAUAUAUAUAUAUAUAUAUAUAUAUAUAUUAUAUAUUAGAUGAACAAUAAUGUCAUUUUGUAAUAUCAGAAAUACUGUACUGUCAUAAAUUCUGUGCUUGAAUAAGAAUAGUAUUUGUUCAUGACAUGUUUUAUUUAAUGUAUUAAUAUAUAUUUUUAUUGUGUAAUUCAAUAUCACUAAACCUUUUUCAUAGACAGACCAUCAUUAAGAGUACAAAACAGUCCGUCAAGAAUAUGUAAUACUUCUUAACUAUAAGUUAAGAAGUAUUGAAGUCCAAUUUCAUUGGACUUCAAUUUUGUCACAUCGGUUUUUUUGUGGCACUGGUCAUCUAUUUGUGAAUGUGUGUUGCACUAUGGUAUUCAUAGUGUGAUAGAUUUUAUCCUUCAAGUACCGACAAGAUGAGCCAAAGAAUUGUAUGUAAUACCACCACCUUUCUCAUCUCACUCGUUUUGAGAAUACAUGCACGAGAACAGAUGUCAGAUAUCCUUGCUUCGUAACAAAGGUGUCAGUUGUCUGUUUACUAAUAGUAGUGUACAAUGUGUGGAAGACGAGAACAGAGCAAAGCCAGACCGUCCAUGUCUUGUGGCAGGAAACAAUUGGAAAUAUGUACAUUGUAAUUUAUUUAUUUAUUUGUUUGUUUAUUAUUAAGCAGCAACUUUUA
Messenger RNA from Portunus trituberculatus (swimming crab), 10285 nucleotides. RefSeq lists its product as uncharacterized. Gene Ontology annotation, molecular function: nucleic acid binding; zinc ion binding. The coding region runs from base 1508 to 8941 and encodes 2477 amino acids. The transcript is spliced from 8 exons. Gene Ontology annotation, biological process: positive regulation of DNA-templated transcription; negative regulation of DNA-templated transcription. NCBI's taxonomy places the organism in Eukaryota, Metazoa, Arthropoda, Malacostraca, Decapoda, Portunidae. The record is from RefSeq and is a predicted model, not a curated record. Gene Ontology annotation, cellular component: nucleoplasm.